This is a messenger RNA of Ricinus communis (castor bean), 1847 nucleotides long. RefSeq names its product aluminum-activated malate transporter 12. The record is from RefSeq and is a predicted model, not a curated record. The transcript has 6 exons. Lineage: Eukaryota; Viridiplantae; Streptophyta; Magnoliopsida; Malpighiales; Euphorbiaceae. The coding region runs from base 187 to 1746 and encodes 519 amino acids. Gene Ontology annotation, cellular component: plant-type vacuole membrane. Gene Ontology annotation, biological process: malate transport.
CCAUUUUAGACGGAGUUGGAGUCCUCAUCAUAUGACACUGUAACUCCCUACUUGCAAUAAUAGAUAGUAUAAUACCAUUUCUAUAAUCCUUCCCUAUACCAUUUCUAUCUAGCUAGCUAGCUGCCUCCUGUAUUUCCUUGUUAUAGAACAAAAGGGUUGUCAGCUUCAGGGUAUAUUUGCAUAGAAAUGGCCACGGUUGAGGAGAAUCUGAAGAAAAAAUUUCAUGUUCUUGCUGAGAAGGCGAAAAGGUUUCCGGGUUUUGUUUGGCAAUCAACUUGGAAACUUGGUCGAGAAGAUCCUCGAAGAGUUAUCCAUGCUCUGAAAGUUGGUUUUUCUUUGACACUAGUCUCCUUGUUGUAUCUCUUAGAGCCUUUGUUUGAAGGAAUUGGACAAAGUGCUAUUUGGGCUGUAAUGACUGUUGUUGUUGUUCUCGAGUUUACAGCAGGCGCAACCUUGUGCAAAGGACUUAACAGAGGUUUAGGGACACUUCUAGCAGGAUUAUUGGCAUUUGCUAUUGAGUACAUUGCACAGGAAACUGGCCACGUCUUUCGAGCCAUUUUCAUUGGAGCUGCAGUUUGUGUUAUAGGGGCUGCAGCUACAUACAUCAGAUUCUUCCCUUAUGUCAAGAAGAAUUAUGACUAUGGUGUUGUGAUAUUCCUCUUGACAUUUAACUUGAUAACUGUUUCAAGCUUCCGCGUCACCAAUGUAUUAAAAAUCGCCCAUGAACGCUUCUACACCAUUGCCAUUGGCUGUGGCGUUUGCCUAUUAAUGAGUAUUCUGGUAUUUCCAAUUUGGUCGGGAGAGGAUCUCCAUAAUUCGACUGUGUCGAAGCUUGAAGGUCUAGCUAAAUCUAUAGAAGCUUGCGUAAACGAAUAUUUUAGCGAUGCUGAGAAAAAAGUUACCCAAGAUAAAUUAUCUGACGAUCCCAUCUACAAAGGUUAUAAGAAAGUUCUGGACUCGAAAUCACAAGAUGAAACUUUGGCAUUACAUGCGAGUUGGGAGCCUAGGCACUCGAGGAAUUGCAAAUAUCCUUGGCAGCAGUAUGUGAAAUUAGGAGCUGUUCUUCGCCAUUUCAGUUACACUAUUGUAGCUCUUCAUGGAUGUCUGCAAACAGAAAUUCAGACACCGAGAUCUUGCCGUGCCCUCUUCAAAGACCCAUGCAUUCGCGUCGCAGGCGAAGUAUCAAAAGCACUAAUGGAGCUUGCCAACAGUAUCCGAAACCAUCGCCACUGCUCUCCGGAGAUACUUUCGGAUCAUCUGCACGAAGCCUUACAGGACCUCAACAAGGCGAUAAAAUCACAGCCGAGGCUUUUUCUAGGGUCCAACAGUAACCAAGCUACCAACAUGCUAGCGGUAGCAGCAGCACAUGCUAGACAGAAGCAAGAGAAAGAUCGCGGGGUGUCAUUAUCGAGUGUGAAGACGGACAGCUGUGCAUUGCUAGAAUGGAAGACGAAAAGGAAUGAUCAGCAAUCGAGAGAAGCGGAGAGGAAAGUGUUAAGGCCGCAGUUGAGUAAAAUAGCAAUAACCAGUCUUGAGUUCUCAGAAGCACUUCCUUUUGCAGCAUUUGCAUCUUUGCUGGUGGAGACAGUAGCGAGGCUGGAUAAUGUGAUCGAAGAAGUGGAAGAACUGGGAAGGGUAGCUUGCUUCAAAGAGUUUAAACCUGGGGAUGAGGUUAUUGUCAACUGUGAGACACCAAAAGUGAAUGUUGCCCAGAAUCAUGUGUCUUCUUCUGAUGGGGCAGAGUGAUAGUCAAUUAUAUAGCAUGUACACUAAGCACCCCAAAACAGGAACUCCAUGUCUUUUUUCUUUCUAAUGAUUAUUAUCAUUUCACCUUUUCCCCAUUCAAA